Messenger RNA from Meloidogyne enterolobii, 513 nucleotides. NCBI's taxonomy places the organism in Eukaryota, Metazoa, Nematoda, Chromadorea, Rhabditida, Meloidogynidae. The record is from the annotation of a GenBank genome assembly.
AUGUCCGUUGAAAUAAAUUUCACUUUAAAUAUGCCUUUUCCUAAUAAAAUAACUCCAUCGGAUAUAUUAUUAGUGUCAGAGAAUGAUGAAGAUAUUAACAACAAUACCUCAGCAAUAUUUAAAUUUUAUCCCUCCAACAAUUUGCCAUUUUCAGAAAGAAAUAAAGAAGAAAAGUCUAAAAAAUCUUUUAAUGAAAAAGAAAAGGAAGAGACAAAACAAAGAAAAGAAGAAGAUAAUUAUUUAUUUAACAGUAAAACACUAAAACCAAAAAUUAAAAUAAAAAAAAUUCAAAAACAAAAUUCGGAUCCAAUUCCUGCUUCACACCGAAUAGAAACAUCAAUCUUUGAAAAGAAUAAAACAAAAGGGAGUAUAAAAAGAAUAUUAAUACCAACACCCUGGAGAAAUAUUCUUUUGAAAGAACUAUUGGAAAAGGCAAAAAAUGAUUUUAAAUACAAAUGGGAAAAUGUAAAGACAGUGAGAUAUUUUUUUAAAAUAUUUUUAAAAAAGUUUUGA